AUGGAGGUGGUAGCAUCAGAGCAGGCAUGGAAAGAUUCGGACACUGGCGAGCUUGUCUUUGACCACAUUGGAGCGAUACUGCGCCAAGGCUCGUGCUACUUCUCCUCCCGCCAGUAUGAUCGAUAUGCCCCGAUCGACGUAACGAAACUCCAUUUCCAAGAGAUCCCUGAAGCUUUCCUCUAUGCGCCACUCCCUGCUGGCAUAACGCGAGCCCCCGACCCUCUACCAUCGGCUACAGUGUAA
Messenger RNA from Anthostomella pinea, 243 nucleotides. The record is from the annotation of a GenBank genome assembly. NCBI's taxonomy places the organism in Eukaryota, Fungi, Ascomycota, Sordariomycetes, Xylariales, Xylariaceae.